Molecule: messenger RNA, 2295 nt
Organism: Trematomus bernacchii (emerald rockcod)
Lineage: Eukaryota; Metazoa; Chordata; Actinopteri; Perciformes; Nototheniidae
Gene: rhoh
Product: ras homolog family member H
Exons: 2
Coding region: 650-1237 (195 amino acids)
Biological process (GO): small GTPase-mediated signal transduction
Molecular function (GO): GTP binding; GTPase activity
Source: RefSeq, a predicted model, not a curated record
UCCUCUACUUACCGAACUAGGCUUAUUCAGACAGAUGCCAAAUUACUUCGCCCGUCUGAUCGUCACAAGUAAAUACAGACUUUAAUAAAUGUGUUUGAGGGCAUCUGGUUCAGCAGAUUAUUAUAAAUACCAAAUUGUUUCUGGAGUUUAAAGGAUUUCGUCUUCUGUCGUCAAAAGCGGCAUCCAGCAUCGGCCGUUUAGAGAUCGAAAAGACUGACAAGAAAGUAGACAUCCGUCCUCAACUCUGUUGGUUCAACCUGUUUGGAAAGGAUGACAGCCGUCAUUAGAGAGAAGGACCGACAUCCGACCUCGCUGCAGAGACACAGCAGAAGUGAGACGAGACAAGAUGGAUUAAAGAUCUGAGACGUUGUCUGGGGCGUGUGUGAAGCUGAUUUUAAACCUAUUCCAUAUGAACAACGUUAAAAUACUCUGAAAAGAGAGACAUUAUAGUUCAGUUCAACAAACUGAAUGACCGCUGAAAUUGAGUUACCAUAUGCCAGGGCUACAAAUCACCUGCUAUGAAAACUACCACUUGAACACAGAAGUACGCUGCCUUUGUCUACAACGUAAACGUGUUACAGAGAAACUAUCCCUAAGACUUUCCACAUAACCACAAAUAUCCAAAGGAGUGAGACCGUCGGCGGCAGCCAUGAACGAGACCGAAGAGAUGGCGCUGAAGUGCGUCCUGGUCGGGGACAGUGCCGUGGGCAAGACAGCGCUGCUGGUCCGCUUCACCUCAGAAACCUUCCCAGAAAACUACCAACCCACAGUGUUUGAAAACACAGGGGUGGAGGUGUACAUGGACGGGGUUCAGAUCAACCUGGGGCUGUGGGACACGGCGGGCAAUGACAACUUUAGACAAAUCCGACCGAGAUCCUACCACCAGGCUGACGUUGUGCUAAUCUGCUACUCUGUGGCCAACCCUAACUCUCUGGCCAGCGUCCAGCACAAGUGGAUUGCUGAGGUUCGAGAGAACUUGCCAAGGGUGCCGGUGCUGGUUGUUGCAACCCAGACAGAUCUGAGGGAGAUGGGGCAGUACCGGGGAAACUGCAUCUCAGCAGCGGAGGGGAGACGUGUGGCUCAUGAGGUCCACGCUAAAGGCUACCUGGAGUGCUCCUCCUUAAGUAACCGUGGUGUGCAGCAAGUUUUUGAGCAUGCAGUGCGAACAGCCAUUAACCAGGCUAGGAAACAGGCCAGACGACGGAUGUUCAGCCUCAACCAGUGCAAGGUCUUUUGACCUUUGAACUUGACUCGGGGGGCACCUCAGCCUUCAUGAGAGGACAUGUUUUAAUAAGGGUCCUAGUGUGCUGUUCAAACUCAGUGAGAAUCCAUUAAGGUACAAGAACCCAAAGCUGUAUUUUUUUAUGUUAGGUAGGGUUUUUCUACACUGAUGGGUCUCCUGCGCCCUCCAAAACACUUUGAUUUAGUCAUGCGUGCACUCAAAUUAAAGUUCUACUUUUGUUUGAUUCAGUGAGACGCGAAAAAAAUACUUCAUCUUCAAUUCCUCUGAACUGUUUGUGAAUGUACCACAGCACAUCUCAGGGGUAUUUCAAAUGUGGUAUCAGAAUUGUUUUGUGUUUAACAAAUACUCCAUUGUUCAGGGCAAGGCACACUUAAAUGCUUAAAUUAAAGUUAUAAUAGAUUUAAUCUUGACACAGCAUUGUUUUUUUUUAACAUCUCAGUUUGGGAUUGGAUUGGCAAAUUUAAUUAUUAUCUGGGUUAUAGAAUGAAUGUGGAGAUAAAUGAUUUCACUGCCACAAAUAAAAUGAGAAGUUAUACAGUUGCAUGGAUCUUUUACAGAUUUUUCAAAAACUAGGAAAAGUAUUUUCUCAGGCUCCUAAAAUAUUAUUAUCAAGUCAGGAAAUAAUUUUGACUGCAUAUUGAAUUUUGUCAGCACCUAUUCAAACGCCUCAGAGUAUGAAUAAGACAAUUUGAGCUACAUUUUAGCUGCAUCAGGAUAUACUGUAUAUGUAAAGCUUAUUCUCAAAUGACAUUUCACUAGAUGUGACCAGGCAAUACUCUGUCAGGCUAUUUGUUUCUAAAGGUUAUUUCUUAAUUUGUAUUUUAUUUAAAUAUAGCUGUUUAUGUAUUGUUAGAACGUAUGACCCGUUGCAGUGAAAUAAAAUGUGACAAGUGAACACAUUUCAGUCAUUAAAAAGCAAGAAACCUUAAAACAUUGAUUAAAUGGUUGUUUUGAUUCAUACAAGAUAUCAUUUGUAAGUUUCUUUUAUACAAGUAGAGAAUCCCAACUUUUAGAAAUCCUACAAUAAAGUGAAUAAACAUUGAACAUCAGCA